Molecule: messenger RNA, 2045 nt
Organism: Drosophila guanche
Lineage: Eukaryota; Metazoa; Arthropoda; Insecta; Diptera; Drosophilidae
Gene: Nadk2
Product: NAD kinase 2, mitochondrial
Exons: 6
Coding region: 665-1906 (413 amino acids)
Biological process (GO): NAD+ metabolic process
Cellular component (GO): mitochondrion
Molecular function (GO): NAD+ kinase activity
Source: RefSeq, a predicted model, not a curated record
UUAGUGUAACAACUUCAAACGAGAAGAAUUAGCGGGCAGCUGCCAGCCGUUUGUGCCGGACAUGUGUGAAUGCGCGUUUGUGUUGUAUGAGGUAAGAAGAAGAGUGGCUGCAGUGAAUGUCACAGCAGAGAACAAGAGUUGAGAUUUUCUUGUACAUGUACAUAAGUAUGUACUUUCGCUGAUAAGAACGUGCUGAGCUGCUUAUCACAACAAAAAGUACUCAUGGACAGCCGAGCCGAGCCGAGAUGUGAGAAGAGAAGCGAAAGCGGACGAAAAUAGAAACAAACGGCGAUAAAUUUACAGCAAAAGGCGAAUGUUCAUACCGAAGCGAUUCGCCGAUGGAGGAACAGCAAAGCAGAACGCAGAACAGAGUAAAAUAAUAAUCAAUCAGUUAAUCUGCUCAAUAGUUAAAACGUGGAAGUGACAUAGCCGAAUGGAAAUUGAUCGUGUAGACUAGCAAAUCGAGUUGUAAAGUUCCUUUAUGUCGAGAGAGCCUCAUCAAGUGAAUAAUUAUUUUGAUUUCUGGUCGAAUGCCGGCAUACGACCCACACGACAAUUAUCUGAACAAAGAAAAUCCAAUUAUUUUUAGUUUUGUAAGUGCAGAAAGAGCAACAAAUAAACGUAUAACACUCAAAUAAAUGUUUGUUGUUCGCCAGUGCCCAGCAUGUUGAAGUCGAAGCAAUUCCUGCAGAGAUUUUCGAAAGAAUAUUCCAAGUUUACGCCUGCGAACUUCAAGCUUAAGCGGGCCCUGGUGGUGACCAAACUCUCGCGCUAUGAAUUCGAGCAGCUACGCCAUCCGGGACUGUCGAAGGAGCAGCUGGAGCAGAAGCUGCGCGACCGGGGCACCGAUGUGGAGAUGGUCCUCUAUCUGCACAAUCUCCACAAGGACUUUGAGCGACGCAUCGUGCAGAGCUUCCAGGACGUCGGUUGUGAGGUGAAGCUGUCCAGCAGACUUGAAUUUAGAAGCUCUUUGAGCAAAGAUGUUAUGAGCUGGGCGGAUCUCAUCGUUCCUGUGGGCGGUGACGGCACCUUCCUUUUGUCCGCCGGCCGCGCCAGUCCCCUCUUUGCGCUUAGCCAGCAGAAGACACCAAUCGUGGGCUUCAACUCGGAUCCGCUUCACUCGGAGGGUCGACUCAUGCUGCCGAAGCACUACUCUGACAAUCCCGCCGAUGCAGUGGCCCGCAUCAAGAGCGGUGACUUCAAGUGGAUGCAUCGUUCAAGAGUCCGCACCACGCUGCUGGGAAGCAAUGGCAAGAUUCCGGAGUCCACGGAUCUGUUCCGGCACACAGAAGUCAAGAUGGAGCAGGUGACAACGGAUCCCGAAAUGCUGGAGAGUCACAUGGCCAGCAAAUACAAGGCAAAGAUGAAGCGCAUCCUACCCUAUUUAGCUUUGAACGAGGUUUUCAUUGGCGAGCACAUUUCGUCCCGUGUGUCCCAUCUGCAGCUUGUGCUCGAUCAUCAGGAUGUGGUGAACAAAACAAAGUGCUCGGGUUUGUGCGUUAGCACUGGCACCGGCUCUACAUCUUGGCACACAAGCAUCAAUCGCAUCACAAGCAGCGACGUGGACGAUUUGCUUCGAUCGCUGCCCAACAGCAACUCCGCCGAUGUGCUCCGGCUACGAGAGAAUGCUCAGGAGAUCGCCCAGCGGUACAACCAAGGGCUUCUCUUUGCACCAGACGAUCCACGACUGUGCUACUCGAUCAGGGAGCAGAUCUGUGUGGGCGUUUGGCCCUCGCCGAAGACAUUUAAGGAGCGCGAUUUCGUGAAGAAUGUGUUUGUGAAGUCACACUGCAUCGAUGCCAAUCUGGUCAUAGAUGGAAGCAUAUCCUAUCCAUUCAACGAUGGCGCCAAGGCACUGCUUGAGGUCCAUCCCGAGGAUGCCCUCCUGACGAUUGCCCUAGACUGAUUACCGAUGCCUUAGCCUUAGCGUGUCUGAAAUUUUAAAAUUAUUUAAGUAUGCAUUUUGCAGUCUACUUAGAAGUUUAAGCUCAAAAGUUAUUUUGUUAUUCUACAAACAUUUAUUUAAAAAUGUCUCUUAAACUCUU